Messenger RNA from Magallana angulata, 1294 nucleotides. RefSeq lists its product as uncharacterized. Gene Ontology annotation, molecular function: protein binding. Gene Ontology annotation, biological process: regulation of apoptotic process. The transcript is spliced from 7 exons. Bases 368 to 1294 code for a protein of 308 amino acids. NCBI's taxonomy places the organism in Eukaryota, Metazoa, Mollusca, Bivalvia, Ostreida, Ostreidae. The record is from RefSeq and is a predicted model, not a curated record.
UGAAACAGACUUCAAGAAUCGGUCGGUAAAGUUGAUUGCCAACGUGUUUUUGUAUUCGGGAUUUGAAAUUCCAGUUCAAGAUGUUUUAUGGACAAAAAAUGAAGAAAAGAUAGAUGUUUUAAGCCGUGAAGAGAAAUAUUCACAAGUAAGUGUUGAGGAUCCAUCACUGACCAUAUUCGACGUCAAUCCUCACGACGCUGGGUCUUAUCAACUAACAGCCAUCAACGCAGUAGGGUCAACGCAGAGUGAUGCAAUAAUAUUAGGAAUUCCUGAAAUCAUUUUUGAAAGAACUGAAAUAAAAGAAGGAAGUGUAUGGUUCAGAACGACAAUAACAUCAAUUCCAACACCUUACUCCGUUGAAUGGCUAAUGAAAAAAAACAACGAUGACACGUUCUCGUCAGUAAAUUGCUAUGCUGAAGAAUUCAAAGGGACUGCAAAUGUUUUACCUCAUCCUGUCCUUGUUGUCAAACAGAGAAAUCUUGGUGAAUAUUGCUUUAAAAUAAAGGCGAUGAACUUCAUUGGAAACACAGAAUUGGUCAUUCCAGCUUAUCAGAAGACAUUUGACUCCAGUACAAGAGAGAAUAUCAGUUUUGCAGUUUUAUUUAACGACAUUGCAAAAUCGUUUCCUAUGGAAAAGCUCAACCAAUUAAAGUUUUUAAUUUCAAAUUCUUGUAAGUUUAAGGAUAAGACAUCUUUACUGGAAGCGAAAUCUGUAGCAGAAUGCUUGGGAGUUCUUAAGGACAACGAACUCUUUCAGCCAUCUGAUGUGAUUUUCAUUCAGUUUUUACUGAAAGAAACAGAUUGCUGGGAUCUAUAUAAACAAUGUAUAAAAUAUGCAGAAGAGCAAAAUGCAUUGUGCUUUUACGAAAAACAAUCAGAAAGUGGAUUCAAAAAUGUACAGUUUCACGUCAUGGGCAACUUAUCAAAUUAUACGAAAGAAGAGAUUUUUAGAAUUAAAAAAACUGUUGCUGUUAUUGUGGGAUGUACAGAAGAGGAAAUUUAUGUCAAUGGAAUUCUCCAUUCAUCAAGUUUCAUAGUGGUUUUUUCCGUGAAAGAGAUCUACUUGAGAAACAUUUUGGCUAUGAAACAGCAAGAUAAAGACAAACUUUGCAGCCUAAACAUCGACUACUUUAUUAUUGAGUGUUUAACAGUAUACUUAGUUUCUGGCUCAAAACCAUCUGUCGAUAUUAGAGAACAACACCAUCAAAUCAUGCAACCCGAUGAAGGCAUUGAGUAUGACAGCAGCGUCGAUCUAGUAUCAAUCAAAGAUCAGUUGUACAGCGGACUCCGCUGA